AUGCCCAGGAAGGGUUUGGAGAAGAGCUUUCUGGGCUGGCCCGAGCGGUGCCAGGGUCAGCCUCGCGCUGCGGCCGUACAACAGUUGAGUCCCGGAGCCUGGGAUCGUGCUCGCCAUCACGGGGGAGCUAUUGAUACUGUUCCUGAUCAGUUGGUGCACCAACUGGUUCAGCCAUUUAAAGCGUAUGCUGCAGGUCGUAAUGCGUCAGCAAAAGAAGAUGCGAGGCAAGCUGAUAUGACUGGCCAGGGCAUAGUACGCUCUUUGUCUCCUGGUUUCAGUGGCCAAAACCCAAUUGUUGAAUUAUUUUCUCAUGGAUGCUAUGACUGUAGGAUCGUGCUAACUGACCCUUCUGGAGUUUUCACUUCUCCGUGCUUCCCCAGUGAUUAUCCCAACAGCCAAGCAUGCAAGUGGAUCAUCCGAGCACCUCAUGGAUUCAUCAUACAGCUAACAUUUAUCGAUUUUGACAUUGAAGAAGCUCCGGGCUGCAUUUAUGAUUCACUGACAUUAGACAAUGGAGAAAGUCCAAUGAAUCUUUGUGGCAUCACUGCCAAAGGAUUAUCCUAUAACUCUACCGGAAAUGAAAUGAUUGUGUCAUUUAAAAGUGACUUCAGUAUCCAAAAGAAAGGUUUUAAUGCCAGCUAUGUACGAAUCGCUGUGUCUCUGAGGAAUCAGAAAGUCAUCAUUCCCCAGGUUCCCGAUGUCGACGCUGUGUCUGUGGCAGAGACGGUGUCAGUGCCAGAGCUUAGCCAGUUUACACUCUGCUUUGAAGCUACCAAGGGCAGCAGCGAUGACAACGACGACUGGAAGGUUUUCUCCUACACCGAUGCGCUGUCAACAGAAUUCUUCAGCUUUGGGAAGACCACAAAAGGCCAUUUUCUGUCCGUCUCAGGCACGCAGUGCAUUCUGGAGAAUGCAUUGCCCCGAAAUGCAGAGUUUUUCACGGGAACCUUUCAACAGCUCUGUGUCGUAGGGGAUAGCUUCUCGGGCAGUAUAGGUAUAUAUGCCAAAAGCACCUAUCAUAUAGUGUACUGUCCGGGUAUCUUUGGCAAAGUUAUCCCUGGAAACGGGAGGCUGGUGCUGGGCUCUAACAGCAAUGAAGUGAGCUCUCUAAAUGGGGACAUUUACAACUUCCGCCUCUGGAAUUUCACCAUGAAUGCGCAAACACUGGCCAACCUCAGCUGCGAUGUGAAAGGAAACAUUGUAGACUGGGAAAAUGAAUUCUGGAGUAUUCCAACUUCAGCACUGAAAGCAGAAAACAAUUUGAGUUGUGGCUCAUACCUAAUUCCCUCUUCUGCAAUUGAACCAACCAGUUGUGCAAACCUGGGAAGCCUUUGCCAAGCUACUGUAAAUGCUACUACUCCUACACCACCCACUGUCACCACUAACAUGCCCGAUACUAAUAGAAACGAUAAGCCAAACAAUGGUGGGCUAUUCUACAGGAUAUCUAUAACUGUCUUUAGUUCCACCUCCAACUCGGUGUCGAAAGUACAUGAUGUGGUUGCAGAAUGGCUUAACCGUACUUUCCAGAACUGGAAUUACACUGUGUAUGUGGUCAAUAUCAGCAUUCACCCUGGCUCCAUAAAAGAGGGAGUAAGAGAAAAAAGAAGUAUUAAAAGUUUUGGGGUUUUGGCUCUUCUGGUUUAUAAUUCUACCAACAACAUCAAUUUAGAAGAGGAAGACAUCCGACAGAAGCUCUUAAAUAAUAAUGGGACCAUGGAAGGAGGAUAUAAGCUUCAUACUGUGGAUGUUGAUCCAGUGGAAAAAUGUUUAGCUGAAGAAAACCCUCCAAACUAUUUUUGGCCAGAUACCAGACCAACUGUGACCAACUUUACAUUAUGCCAUGGGAGCUCAGUUCAGACUGCAUCAAGAACAUG
Balearica regulorum gibbericeps (East African grey crowned-crane) is the source of this 1874-nucleotide messenger RNA. NCBI's taxonomy places the organism in Eukaryota, Metazoa, Chordata, Aves, Gruiformes, Gruidae. The record is from RefSeq and is a predicted model, not a curated record.